Messenger RNA from Penaeus vannamei (Pacific white shrimp), 3091 nucleotides. NCBI's taxonomy places the organism in Eukaryota, Metazoa, Arthropoda, Malacostraca, Decapoda, Penaeidae. The record is from RefSeq and is a predicted model, not a curated record.
ACACCACUAUGGCUGCUGCUACACAUCGCACCCAUCAAAAACGAAAAAGACAUCGUGGUGUUGUUCCUCUGCACCUUCAGGGACAUCACUGCACUCAAACAACCCAUCGAGGCAGAAGACUCUCGAGCUGGACUCAGCAAAUUCGCGAAACUGGCACGUUCUGUGACGCGAAGUCGGUCCGUCCUCGUCACGCAGUUCUCGUCUCAUCUCCCUGCCAUGAAGGAUGUCAGCAAACAGUCGAACAUUGCGCAUAUGAUGAGCCUGAACAGCGACGUUAUGCCGCAGUAUCGACAGGAGGCACCUAAAACACCCCCGCACAUUCUCCUUCAUUACUGUGCCUUCAAGGCCAUUUGGGACUGGGUCAUCCUUUGCCUCACCUUCUAUACGGCGAUCAUGGUGCCCUACAACGUGGCCUUCAAGUACAAGACCUCUGAGGACGUGUCCUUGCUGGUGGUGGACUCUAUAGUGGAUGUCAUCUUCUUUAUAGACAUUGUGCUCAACUUCCACACGACCUUCGUCGGGCCUGGCGGGGAAGUGGUGUCGGAUCCUAAGAUCAUUCGAAUGAACUAUUUGAAAUCUUGGUUUCUAAUAGAUCUUUUAUCGUGCCUACCAUAUGAUGUAUUCAACGCGUUCGACCAUGAUGAAGAUGGUAUCGGGUCAUUAUUUUCUGCUCUAAAAGUUGUACGACUUCUGCGCCUGGGUCGCGUUGUGCGGAAGCUCGACCGUUAUCUCGAAUACGGGGCUGCCAUGCUCAUCCUGCUCUUGUGCUUCUACAUGCUAGUCGCGCACUGGCUUGCCUGCAUAUGGUAUAGUAUAGGUAAGAGUGACGCUGACAACGGGAUCCAGUACUCAUGGUUGUGGAAGCUGGCGAACGUGACGCAAACCCCGUACGCCUACACGGUGUCCAACGGGUCCAACACUCUCGAGCUUAUUAACGGUCCAAGUAAGAAGACCAUGUACGUAACGUCGCUCUACUUCACCAUGACCUGCAUGACGUCGGUUGGAUUCGGCAACGUAGCUGCCGAAACAGACAAUGAAAAGAUCUUCACUAUAUGCAUGAUGAUCAUAGCAGCUGAUCUUCCGCAAGGUGAGUGAUGUGCGGCGCGAGAAGGAGCUGGCCGAGCGGCGGAAGCACGAGCCGCAGCAGGAGCUCAGUCACGACCAUCUCGUGAGGAAAAUAUUCUCAAGAUUCAGAAGGGACAAGGGCGUCGGUGGCUCCGGCACGCCCAACAGCGCAUCCUCAGACCUUGUGGGUGUAAGUGGGCGGGACUUGGAGCGAGGCUCCGGUGAGCGCUCGGACUCUGAGGUGGCCGGCACGACAGAAGCUCUCAAGGUGGUGAAAAUGCCGCCAGCCCGAAUGAACAACAUUUGCGAGACGAACGGCCCUCGGAAGUGGAAGAACAUAUUUGGAAGAAAUGAAGGUGGUGAGGAUGAUGGAUCUACGACUGACGAAUGCAACAAGAAGAACCUAAUGCAGGACGGGGUACUGCGGAGCCUGGGAGUCAAACACAACACCAACCUGUCCAAGAGAGCCAACACUUCCGCCACCAUCACACCAAGCACUGCCAACAACAACCACAACAACAACAAUAAUAACAACAGUACGAAAGCAGUGGUAAAGAAGGACACUCUUGCCCUCGAAGGAAACACAAAGUUCCACGUCAAUAAACUCGACUCCUCGGACCCCGGGGGAGGCCGGGACCAGAAGAACAAGGACAAUGAGUCGGGUUAUGUCACGGACUUCAGUGGCCACAGUCCGGUGGUCACGGCCGCGGACUGUCAGCAGAUCAUCGCGAGCCUCAUGGACUUCAAGGUCGAUCUAAAGAUUGAAAUUCAGAGAAUGAAUCAGAAAUUAACUCGUUUAGAAGACAACAUGAGUGACGUCAUGACCCGCAUGAACCACGUGCAGCGGUCGACGUCCCAGCCCGUGAGCGUGAGACCUUCCGACGAGCCACUCCGGGUCCCGCGGCGAGACAGACCCACAGCCGUGGCGGUGGAUCCCGCCCCAGACCCUGAUGAGUCUAAGCCAUUUUUACCCAAGGUUACUGCCAGUGAAGAACCAAAAAAGCCUAAACGGCGAGACAAGAACCGCGCAAAGAGUGCCGGAACGCCCCGCACGUCCCCCACCGAUUCCAACUCCCCAACCGAUUCCAUGGUGCGCGGGAUGCUUGAAGAGGAGAUUCAGGAGCAAGCGUCGUCUUCGCCGCGGGCCGAGGCUCCGGUGCCGCCGCGCUCACGUUCCAGGGAGUACCUCUGAGCUGUUAGUACAAUCUCCCUACCAGGCUCUUCCCUAUAAUGUUUCACAAACUUGAUAUAUACACGGAUAAGAAUGAAAGCUCCAGUAUUGCAUAAAAUUCUCCAGAUAAUUGCUAAUGAAUGAAUGCUGAACGUUAAGGACAGUUCAGAUUCGUUGUCUGUUAUGAUUACUGUGAAUAGUUUUGAUCACGUAUUUAGCUCAGCACACAACACAGGGCAGGGUCGUUGCAGGAGCGUAAAUUGGUACUCAGUCAGGUUAAACAUUUACGCCAACUUUCAACCUAAAGAUCGACUAUUUGGUAAAUGCGUUUAACAAAAUUUCAACAUUUUGAACCAGAAUAUGACACAUGAUAUUAGCAUUCUGAGUAAAUACCACUAUUGCAGCCUUCGUGCUCCCGAUCGCGGCUGUUACGGCUUAUUUCUAAUUAUUGCGUUGGCUCUGUCUUCGCGAUUGUGACUCCUAAGAAUAAGUGGCAAUUCAGAUGGAGUGGCAGGGAGUUGGUUGUGUUCGGGAGGGGGCGUGGGACCCCGCGCGCUCCCCCCCUUGUCACUGUGCAACACUCGCCCUUUUUGUGAUCCUGUAAUCCUCAUCCAAAGACAGUGACUGCAACUGAGGAUGCUGUGCAGGUAGCAAUCUUAGCAAUACUCAAAUGAUCCUCUCCAGGAGGAUCGAGCACGAAGAUGUGGAAACAGUGUCAGCAUUUACACACACGUACCGUCCUGUUUGUUUUGUACAUAAUAAAACAGUGUUUUGAAGUCGAACACAGAGUGAUGUAUUUCAGGUGUUUCAUCGAACAUGUAUUGAGUUUUAUUACGAAAUAGAUCAUAUUAUUCA